Lactuca virosa is the source of this 390-nucleotide messenger RNA. NCBI's taxonomy places the organism in Eukaryota, Viridiplantae, Streptophyta, Magnoliopsida, Asterales, Asteraceae. The record is from the annotation of a GenBank genome assembly.
AUGCUAUGCAAACUUGAUCUUCUUUGUAUUUCAAACCCGAAACUCAAGAAGCUUACCAUUCUUAAUGUGGCCCUUAUGGAUGAUGGCCAGAGUGGUGGAGUUAAGAUUUCCUGUCCAAAACUGGUGGAUUUGGAGUUAAGAGGUCUUAUAGCAAAUAACUUUUUCUUUGAAUGUCUUGACUCCUUAAAUAAAGCAGGGAUUGAGCCUAAAUUGAUGGGGAACAUCAAAUCUGUGUUGUUUCCUGGAAUUUCUCAUGUGGAUCAUUUGUGGAUCGACCUUUACUUCUUUAGUCAGGUACAUGCUUACAUACUUUAUGCACAACUAUUCAUUCCUGUUAAAAAACGUUUUCUAUGUAAUUUCUGCAAGGAGCUUUACCACCUUUUUUUAUAA